Molecule: messenger RNA, 1272 nt
Organism: Phytomonas sp. Hart1
Lineage: Eukaryota; Euglenozoa; Kinetoplastea; Trypanosomatida; Trypanosomatidae
Source: the annotation of a GenBank genome assembly
AUGUAUACGAUACAAAUUGACGAUCUUGUCAUUCAGCUCCCUUCAAAUACAUGUAACUCAUUUAACCCAUCCUACGCGUUCGGUGGUCAUAGCUCUGGUGCCGUGAUCGGACUACGAGACGUCCAUUCUGGUGUUAUUUUGCUUCCCAUUGACCCUGAAGGAGAUCUAAUCGUAACUCCCGGCCACAGUUACAACGUUAUCCUUAUUACCGAGAAGGGUAGUAAGCGAACAUAUCAGAAUGACGAAAUUGUGAAGAAACACAGUCAAAGCGAUAAUAUACAGAAUACAAAUCCAAAGCGUGUCGCUGAAGAAACUCACUCGCUGGUUGGCAAGUCCACCACACUCCUCUCACAGGCAGCGCCCAAAACCACUGACGAAGGCUCAGGAGCUCAUCCCAUAACGGCAUUCACGCCACACAUCGAAUACUCCAACCCGGCUGAGGGUAACUCCCUGUCAACACGAAAGCAUGGGCACCAGCAUCGGCGGCUGAAAAUCAACUUCACCGCUCCGAGCCCGGUGGAGCCCUUCCCCCACACCAAGACGGCAACCUCGAUGGCCGCGGAGGUUACCAAAAGAACCAAACCAGGGGACGGCCCCCAACACGGAAAGAACAGUGCCAAUACCCCCUCCCAUCAUGACACAGCGAAGCGACUCCCCUCCCCCCCCUCUAACGCGGGGAAAAUGACCAAGGCAAAUCCAAUGAAGGAGGAUCUGCCAAUCAGUGUCACCUUUUCAGGAGAGGAAAAUGGGGUAGUGAGGGAGGAGAUAAGGCCCCUGAUGCCGGCUCCUCGGAAACGCGACAGGAUCUUGCAGGAAUCUCAUUCAUCAAGUGCUGCCGAGGUCGAGGACUUGUCCAACAUCGCAGACAGAAGUCAGUUGCACCCCAAUGAUAAAAGUGCAACUGGUAAAAAAAAAAAAGACUUAGAUUCUUUAUUGCAGCUGGUGCAUACACCACCUGUAAUGCCCAUUGCAGUGCCUAAAACGAGUAAACAUAAUAAAAGCGAGAAAGACGGCAUGUCACUCAUUGAACAAUUUGCCACUUUGAAUGAGCCCAGGGUUUCCCCUCCUAGAUCAAAUCACAGAUCACCGACAAAAACAAACAGAAAGGGCGAAAAUACAGCUGAAAAUAGCCCCCCAGAGAAGUCGAAAAGCAAAAGUGGAAAACAACCCCCUCAAAUAUCCUUGCCAAACGUUGUGGGUGGAGAAGUCAACGUCACAAAACGUAGGCGCCGCGCGCCGUUGGAUAUCUCCACAAGUUCUGAUUCUGAUUAA